Molecule: messenger RNA, 1777 nt
Organism: Cucurbita pepo subsp. pepo (vegetable marrow)
Lineage: Eukaryota; Viridiplantae; Streptophyta; Magnoliopsida; Cucurbitales; Cucurbitaceae
Product: zinc finger protein ZAT5
Source: RefSeq, a predicted model, not a curated record
AAGAAGAAGAAGAAGAAGAAGAAGAAGAAACUCCAUUGUUUGUGGACUUGGAAAUGUCUCUGUUUCUCUCCAAAAUCCGCCAUUUGAGGCGAGUCUUUCUUAGCCAUGAAUUUAGGUUUCUGUCGAUUUCCCCAAACAAGAGCUACUGAAGUUAAAAUAGGCUUAAAUUAGAAAGGGCCUGAAAUUACCAUUGGUUUGGUUUUUUCCUCGUUUUUUCUGAUGGGAUUUGGCAUUUGGGGUCUUCUCUCUCUUUCUAUCUCUGCUAAAGUGGGUUGGCAAAGUGUGAGAAAGAGAGUGAAACGGGCUAAAAUGCUAACAAACUGGCUGUUCCUCCAUCAAUAUUCUGCGACACUGCCUCCCUAAUUUUGCACACAAUCUGUUCGACGAAAUGCUUGUUUUUAGUUUUACUGUAUGGCUCUGUCUCCUUCAUUCUGUCCUCUUUCCUUUGCUAUAUCUCUUCCAUUUUGCCCCUUUUCCUGUAUAUCUAUAUAUAUAUCACAUGUUCUGAGCCUUGGAAAAUCGAAAUCAUUCGUACUUUACUGUUCUAUUGAGAUUCAAUCAUUCAACAAAUAUUACAUCACCCCAUCUGUUCAUACAUCUAUACCCAUAGUCCUCCCAAUUUCUCCCUUCCUUUGCCAUUCUGAAAGAGGAAUUUUGGGGUUGGAGAAGAAAGAAUGGAAGUUGAUCAUCAACAAGCUAUCAUGGGGUCUAAGGAACAAGCACUGAUAGCCAAAGGCAAGAGAACCAAGCGCCAAAGGCUUCAUUCUCCAAUCCCUUUUGCUGUUCCAGCCAAUUCUUCAAGUGGGGAAGGAGGAUUUGUUGUUGAUGACAGUAAUUCUGUAGCAGAGAACAAUGAUUAUGAGGUUUUGAUUCAGAAUCAGAACAAUUUUUCAACUUCUUCAUCCUCUGGUGGUGAAUUGCAGCCAUACAAUAUCGUCACUGAAGAAGAAGAAGACAUGGCUAAUUGCCUUAUCCUCCUUGCUCAAGGGAGACCCUUUUGUUCGCCGCCGAAACAUGUCGACGCCAGACCGGUUCAUCAUCUUAACAAUGUGCGGAGAUUCCCAACGGAGAAUGUCGCGGUUGGAACCGAAAAGGGUGGGAGUGGAUGGAAUGGUUAUGAGUGCAAGACCUGUUAUAGGACAUUUCCAUCGUUUCAAGCAUUGGGAGGACACAGGGCUAGCCAUAAGAAGCCUAAGGCCAUGGAAGCUGAAAAGAAGCUGCAUUUGUCUUCAGACUAUGAAGAGAUGCAAUUCAGAAACAAUAUCACAAACUCACUUUCUCUGCAAUUGAAUCAGAGGGGGAGUUUGUAUAGCAGUGGCAAGGCUAAGGUUCAUGAGUGUGCUAUCUGUGGAGCUGAAUUUACAUCUGGGCAGGCCUUGGGAGGUCACAUGAGACGCCACCGCGCCAUGCCGGUCGGGACAAACACCGCCUUGUCUCUGACUCCAAUGGCUAUUGAAACUGAGGAUCAAAGACAACCAAAGCGGCAAAGAAGUGUUCUUUCUUUGGAUUUGGAUCUCAACCUUCCUGCUCCUCAAGAACAUGAUCAAAGAGAAUCAUUCUUAAUAAAGUCAAACCAGCAGCCACAACAACAACAUAAUAAACAACAGCAACAGCAACAGCAACAGCAGCAGCCACUUGUUUUUUCUGCCAGGACUUUGGUUGACUGUCAUUACUAAGGAUGGAUAAGAAUUCUAAAAUUUUUUCACCCUAAAUUUUUUACUUUCCAUCAUAUCAUUGUUACUGAUGAUCAACUUGAUGUGAUUAUAUGAGUUUAUCU